This is a messenger RNA of Polyodon spathula (Mississippi paddlefish), 9922 nucleotides long. It is a transcript of the gene ncor1, whose product is annotated as nuclear receptor corepressor 1. Gene Ontology annotation, molecular function: nuclear thyroid hormone receptor binding; transcription corepressor activity. Bases 218 to 8155 code for a protein of 2645 amino acids. Gene Ontology annotation, biological process: negative regulation of transcription by RNA polymerase II. The record is from RefSeq and is a predicted model, not a curated record. The transcript has 48 exons. Lineage: Eukaryota; Metazoa; Chordata; Actinopteri; Acipenseriformes; Polyodontidae.
CGCUGGGUUUCAGUGCCGCAGGUCGAGGGCUCUGUAGCGCAGUCAGGGGUACAGCGUUGUUUUCAAACGGGUUUACACACCCCCAGCCCAACAGGUCGACCCGGAGAAUAAUAUCAUUAGCAAGAGGAACUGCUUGUCUGGCAAUGAAGUGGUUUCCUGGAAAUGUGAUCACAUGGUGGCCUUGAUCUCACGACUCUGUUAGAAGACGUCUCUGAUAAUGUCCAGCUCGGGCUACCCUCCAAGUCAGGGAGCGUUCAGUACAGAACAGAGCCGCUACCCUCCCCACUCAGUCCAGUACACCUUCACCACCUCCCGGCACCAACAGGACUUUGCAGUUCCAGAUUACCGCCCUCAUCUGCAGGAAGUCAGCAAUGCUUCCCAGCUUCUGCAGCAUCAGCAGCAGCAGCAGCAGCUUCGGAGACGGCCCUCGCUGCUGUCUGAGUUCCACCCUGGCACCGAUAGACCCCCUGAAAGGAGACAUGUCUAUGAGCAGCAGUUCCAUGCGGUGUCCUCACAGUCUGACCAUGAAGCUCUGGAGUCUAAGCGCCCGCGAAUUGAGCAGGUUUCAGAGUCUCAUUUCCAGCGGGCCUCUGCUGCUGGGGUCCUGCCCCUGGCGCCAACUCUGUCAGACGGGUUAAGGACUGCCGGCGAUGUAAAAAAGGAGGCUUUAUUUGCAUUGAAAGCAGAGACGCCCUCCUCCCCAGGUGUCCAGCCGAUAGAUGAACCAGAUGCCUCUCCAUCAAAGCUGUCCAAGGAGGAGCUGAUUCAGAGCAUGGACCGUGUGGACAGAGAGAUUGCCAAGGUGGAGCAGCAGAUCUUCAAACUCAAGAAGAAACAGCAACAACUAGAAGAGGAAGCAGCUAAACCUCCUGAGCCCGAGAAGCCCGUUUCGCCGCCUCCAGUGGAGCAGAAGCACCGCAGCAUUGUUCAGAUUAUCUAUGAUGAGAACCGGAAAAAAGCAGAAGAAGCUCAUAAAAUAUUUGAAGGCCUGGGUCCCAAAGUUGAGCUGCCCCUCUAUAAUCAACCAUCAGAUACGAAGGUAUACCAUGACAACAUUAAAACGAACCAAGUGAUGCGAAAGAAGCUUAUUCUGUUCUUUAAAAGGAGGAAUCAUGCUCGGAAACAAAGGGAGCAAAACAUCUGCCAGCGCUACGACCAGCUCAUGGAUGCGUGGGAGAAGAAAUUGGAACGGAUAGAGAAUAACCCCCGGAGGAAGGCCAAGGAGAGCAGGACCAGGGAGUACUACGAGAGGCAGUUUCCUGAAAUCAGAAAACAGCGCGAACAGCAGGAGCGGUUUCAAAGGGUUGGCCAGAGAGGCACUGGGCUUUCUGCAACUAUCGCUAGAAGUGAGCACGAGAUUUCAGAAAUCAUCGAUGGACUCUCUGAGCAGGAGAACAAUGAGAAGCAGAUGCGCCAGCUCUCUGUGAUCCCCCCAAUGAUGUACGAUUCUGAGCAGCGGCGAGUCCAGUUCAUCAACAUGAACGGGCUGAUGGACGACCCAAUGAAGGUUUACAAGGCACGCCACUUUAUGAACGUCUGGACGGAUCACGAGAAGGAGAUCUUUAAAGAAAAGUUUGUGCAACAUCCAAAGAACUUCAGCCUCAUUGCGUCUUAUUUAGAGAGGAAGAACGUAGCAGACUGUGUUUUAUAUUACUACUUAACAAAGAAGAAUGAGAAUUAUAAGACCCUGGUGAGGCGUAACUAUGGACGACGUAGAGGAAGGAACCACCAGCAACAAAUUACACGUCCUUCGCAAGAAGAAAAAGCAGAAGAAAAGACAGAGGAGGAGAAAUCCGAAAAAGUCGAGAAGAGAGAGGAAGAGGAGAAAAGGGAAGAGGAGGAGAACGAUGAUAAAGAGGAAUCAAAGGACAUCAACAAAGACAAGUCAGACGGCGCCGGAGAGGAAGAGGAGGGGAAGGAGCAGGCCACUCCACGGGGAAGGAAGACUGCCAACAGCCAGGGCCGUCGUAAAGGCAGGAUCACUCGAUCGAUGGCCAAUGAGGCAGCUGCAGUGGCCUCAGAGGAGCCACCCCCUCCCCCUCCCCCUCCCGCCCCAGAGCCUGUGCUGCAGGAAAUUAAAAGCAACAUGUUUCAAGCACCCAAAACUGAGCCAGUGCAGAAGUGUGCCCGGGAUCAACCCAAGACUCCACUGGUAGCAGUGGAAAUGCAGCCACAGAGAGCUUCAGCAGAGCCUGUGGAGACCUCCCGCUGGACAGAGGAAGAAAUGGAAGUGGCCAAAAAAGGAUUGGUGGAGCAUGGGCGCAACUGGGGAUCCAUUGCCAAGAUGGUGGGCACCAAAAGCGAGGCCCAGUGCAAGAACUUCUACUUCAACUACAAGAGGCGUCACAACCUGGACAACCUGCUGCAGCAGCACAAGCAAGGCUCCAGGAGGUCCCGGGAGGAUCGUGAUGUGUCUCAGUGUGAAAGCGUGGCCUCCACAGUUUCUGUACUGGAGGAGGAUGAUGACAACGAGGGCUCCAAUGAGGAAGAGAACCCAGAAGACAGUGAAGGUGCUGAGAACAGUUCAGACACAGAGAGCGCACCGUCCCCUUCCCAAAUGGAGACCAGCAAGGCGGGCGAGGGGACGACACAGAACUCUGGCAACAAUCUUCCCAACAGUGAGGCCCCCCCUGAACAGGACUCUGCCUCCAAAAGCAGCUCCUCCUCACCCUCUGCGACAGCAGCCUCUAAACCCAGCGAGAGCCAGUGCUGCGAGCUGCAGGUGAAGGAGGAGACCAGCCCAGAGGCAGCAGAGUGCUCCGGGCAGGACAGUGGGGCCCAACCCCCCUUCGAACCCCAAGUGCAGACCAAAGCAGAGCCCAUCGAUGUGGACUUGAAGCCCACGGCCGACGUGCAGGUGAAAGUGGAGGCCGAUACCAAAGACAAGGACUUGGAGAAGCACUGGGAGAAGGGAGAGCUGGAGGAGAUGGGGCUCAACUUGUCCCAGCGAGGGCAGAGGCGCCAGUCCCACUCGGACAACGAUUCUAGCGCCACCUGCAGUGCAGAUGAGGAUGUGGAUGGGGAGCCAGACAGGCAGAGGAUUUUCACUCUAGACAAGCCGUCCCUGCUCAACCCCGCCGGGUCAGUGCUGGUGAAACAAGGACACAUGGACAUGCAGCAGCUGCAGCAGCGGGCAGCCAUGAUCCCCCCCAUGGUCAGUCAUUAUACUGGUCCCCAGUUUCAUAUCAGAUUUGCAAAAUCGGAGAAAAGUGGAAGCAGUCAGCAGGGUGAAAAUAUCGUGUCUUAUUUAGACCAACCAUCUAACCACGUGUCAGGCACCUAUGGCUCUGCCAGCGUCCAGGCUGGGAACACGAUGAGCGGCCUGGCCUUGUUCCAGCGCCACAUCAAAGCAGUGCUGGAGUCGUCCCAGCAAGAGGAGCGGCAGAGACAUGAGCAGGAGCCCCAGGAGAGGCACAGGGCCAACAGCCCGCGAGUUGGUACCAAGAGCCCCAGCGUCGUGGACCGGGAUGGUAAACCCUUUGCCUAUAUGCCUUAUGAGAUGAAGCUCUCAAUGGAGCAGGAAGCCCAGGUCAUCAGUACGUCAGCCAGGUCUGCGUCCCCUUACAGGAGCAGGGCCUCCCCGCAGCCUGACGUCAAUGCCCCUCGUUACAGCGUGCCACCAGGUAACUACCUCAGGCACAGGUACCCCCUACCCCACGAUGUCCGAGCCAUUGACACCUCCUCCUUCCCUCAACACACAGUUCUACAGCCUGCUCCGAAUCACGUUCUUCAGAAUCUCUCGGAUGGUGCACGAGUGCCAUUUUCCAGAAACAUGAGACCUCGCAACAUUCCUUCCCCUCCCCCGCUAAUACCAUCAUCCAAAUCUUCCGACAAGCCGUCCUUUAUCAUGGGAGGAUCCAUUUCACAGGGCACUCCUGGAACGUACUUACCUUCUCACAGCCAAAGCGCUUAUUGUCAAGAGGCAGCUAAAAGCUCUGUAGGCUCCAUAUCUCUGGGACUGCCCAGACAGCAACAAGACUCUGCAAAGACUGUAUCUUCAAUGCCGUACAUUAAGCAGGAGGAGUUUUCUCCCAGAGGUCCGAGUGCACAGCCGGAAGGCCUGCUGUCCAGGGCGCAGUAUGAAGGAGUGGUGAGAGGUAAUCCAAUGUCUACCUUCCAGGAAGGAAGCAUCACACGAGGGGCUCCCAAGGUAGCAGACCUGCCAUUCCGGGGCUCAAUCACUCAGGGUACUCCAGCUCUUUCCCACCCGGGCACUCCCGCCGACGUGCUCCUAAAAGGCAACAUCACCAAACUGGCUACUGAGGACGUCAGCAGCCCAGAAAAGGCCAGAGAGGAUGCUCUUUCCAAAGGACAUGUUAUUUAUGAAGGCAAGAGUGGGCACAUCGUCUCUUAUGACACUAUUAAGAAUGCAAGAGAAGGCACAAGAAGCCCAAGAACAGGCCCGGAAUUCAUUGGGGUGAAGCGUUCCUAUGAUAUGAUGGAGGGAGGAUUGCCCAGAGGUCACGCAUCCUCGGUCUCUGCACCUUAUGAAGGUUUGAUCAGCCGAGCGCUGCCAAGAGACAGCCCACACGGACCGGAGUCAAAAGAGAGGACAGUCCUCACUGGAUCUAUAAUGCAAGGUACUCCAAGGGCAUCGGUUGAAGCUUUUGAUGAAGGACACAAAUACGGCAAGCAGAUUAAACGGGAGAGUCCUCCCAUCUCCAAGGGCCAAGGAGUGACGACCAUUAAAGAGAUGGGCCGCUCCAUCCAUGAGAUCCCCAGACAGGACCUGCUGGGCCAGGAUAACCGCAAGACCCCCGAUGGCAUACAGAACACAAGGCCAGUCAUAGAGGGAUCCAUCUCCCAGGGUACGCCAGUCAAGUACGAAAGCAGCGGAGUGAGCCAGCCGGCCAUCAAACACAAUGUGAAGUCUUUCAUCAUCGGACCCAGCAAGCUGGGCCACAGCAUGCCCCAGCUGGAGAUGAUGUCUGAGGGGAUGAAGGUGGUGGAGAGGGGGAAGUAUGAAGACAUGAAGACGUCGGACCCCGUGCGAGCACGCUCCGGCCCCUCUGUCCUUCGCUCCACCCUGCAUGAAGCCCCAAAGUCCCAGCUAAGCCCCAGCAUGUACGAAGAUUCCAGCACUCGGAGGGCUCCUGGCAGCUACAGCUCCAUUUCCAGGGGCUCGCCGAUGAUGGGCAGACAGCAAGAAGGUGGAAUCCCACCUGGGAAGCAGACCAGCCACGAACGGAAGAGCACUGUGACCCCGACGCAGCGGGAGAGUGUCCCUGCCCACUCUCCCGUGUCUGGAGGAGAGCCCGGGCCUCCACACAGCCCCUUCGACCCUCACCACAGGGGCGGGGUGCAAGGAGAGGUGUACCGAGCCCACCUCCCGCACCACCUCGACCCCACCAUUGCAUUCCACAGGGCUCUCGACCCAGCGUACCUGUUCCCAAGGCAGCCCUCCCCAUCAGGCUAUCACAACACAUAUCAGCUGUACGCUAUGGAGAACACGAGGCAGACCAUCCUCAACGAUUACAUCACCUCCCAGCAGAUGCAGGUUAUCCCACGGCCCGAUGUUGCUAGGGGACUGUCGCCACGGGAGCAGCAGGUGUCUCUUCCCUAUGCACCUGGAACGAGAGGCAUUAUUGAUCUAGCCCAGAUGCCUCCUACUAUCAUGCUGCCUCACCCAGGGGGUACAAGCACACCCCCCAUGGACCGCAUCAGCUACAUCCCUGGAGCGCAGUCCCCCUUCCCUACCAGGGGCUACAACGCAGCCUCCAUCUCUCCAGGGCACCCCGCCCAUCUCGCUGUGUCCGCUGCCAGCGUGGAACGAGAACGAGAACGAGAGCGGGAGCGCGAGCGAGAACGCGAGAGGGAGCAGAGGGAGAGGGAGAAGGAGAGAGAGCAACACGAGAGGGAGCAGAGAGAGAGAGAGCGGGAGCAGAGAGAGCAUCGAGAGCAGAGGGAUCGAGAGAGGAUGGUAGCUGUGGCCAAUGCCACUUCAAAUGAAAUGGCUUACAUGCGGGCAGGCCCUGAGCAGCCUGGCAGGCCUAGUAGCCAUGGGUACGUGCGUUCCCCCUCCCCCUCUGUGAGGUCACAGGAGAGCAUGGUGCAGCAGAGACCCAGUAUAUUCCAGGGAACAAACGGCAAGAGCGUCAUUACCCAACUGGACCCGUCACGCAUCAUUGCUCCCUCCUCCCAAGCCCAGGGCUUGCCCACCUCCCGGUACAGCACUGCGGCUGACGCCCUGGCUGCCCUGGUGGACGCUGCUGCCUCAGCCCCUCAGAUGGAUGUGGCCAAAGCCAAAGAGGGCAAACAGGAUUCGGGCCGCAUUGAUGAGCUGGCAUCUCGACGGGCAGCCAUGCUGAGUGAACAACAGCAGCAGCAGCAGGAGCAGCACCUCCGCCAACAGCAGCAGCUCCAUCAUCACCACCAACACCAGCUCCAGCAGCAACAUCAACACCAGCUCCAGCAGCAACAUCAACAGCAGCAACAGCAGCAGCAGCAGCAAGCAAUGGAAGCUGAUCGCCGCUCCAUGCAGUCCCCUUACGCCCAUGUCUCUCUGCCUGGAGGGAAGCCCCCUGGCCCCUCAUCCUCCUCAUCAUCUUCCUCUUACGGGGAGAGCAGUAAAGACAAGGACCCCCCCACGAAGUCCCGAAUCGAAGAGGAGCUGAGGACCCGUGGAAAGACCACCAUCACGGCAGCCAACUUCAUCGACGUCAUCAUCACUCGCAAGAUCACCUCUGACAAAGACAGCCGGGAGAGGGGCUCCCAGAGCUCGGACUCGUCCAGCAGCUUGUCCUCAAAUCGCUAUGAAGGGCAGGGUGGAGAUGCUGUUGAUGUCGUCAGUCCAGCCAGCUCUCCAGCACAGGCACAGGAUAAACCAGAGACAUCUUUCCAGCAAGAUGUGCCUCACCCCACUCAGGCAGAAAGUGAGCAGCAUUCUUUCGAGUCUCAGAUGAGCCGGUACCGCACCCAGCAGGAAUCGCCCUCCCCUCCGCAGCCCCCUGCAUCUCAGCCAGAGAUGUACGGCCAGGUCCCCAAAACACACAGGCUCAUCACCUUGGCAGACCAUAUCUGUCAUAUUAUCACCCAGGACUUUGCCCGAAGUCAGGCCGCAAGCCAGGCAGCUCCACAGACGUCCUCUGCAGCUACAUUCCAGAACGCAGCCCCUUCGGCUCCUGCUUCAUCCUCCAGGGGGAAGGUGCCAAGCCGCUACACCCCUGAGAACCAGGGCCAGUCGUCACAAGCACAGCCAGCCCAACACCAGAGACCCUCAUCCAGGGUCUCCUCAGAGAAUGCUUCCGACAAAGGCAGGGGAAGGCCUGGCAAGUCACCAGAUUGCGGGCACAUGGAGUCUUAUGAGCCCGUUUCACCCCCACAGUCCUUCUCAGCCAUGGAGAAACAGGAGGCCCUGCUGCAGCAAGCACAGAGACGAGAGGCAGAGAACGCAGAGCCCAGGACUGAUUCACGCUCCCCUGGCAGUGUAAGCUACCUUCCCUCGUUUUUUACCAAACUUGAAAGCACCUCCCCAAUGGUGAAAUCUAAAAAACAGGAGAUAUUUCGUAAGUUGAACUCCUCUGGUGGCGGUGAUUCUGACAUGGGAAGUGCCCAGCCUGGAACUGAAAUAUUUAAUCUACCAGCUGUAACCACCUCAGGCGGCGUCAGCUCUAGGGGUCAUUCCUUUGCAGAUCCGGCCAGCAAUCUGGGUCUGGAAGACAUCAUCCGGAAAGCUCUGAUGGGCAACUUCGACGACAAGCAGGAGGAGCACCUGCCUAGCUCCAUGGCAACGAUGAACGAGGCCCGACGAGAGGAGGCCAACCCCUCGCCCAACCCCGCUGUGGGACCUGGUAAGCAGAAAUUAGUUGGGAAAGCAAACAGCAGAAAGUCGAAGUCGCCUAAUCCUGGGCAGGCUUAUGCUGAAAGGCCUUCCUCCGUGUCCUCGGUCCAUUCAGAGGGAGACUAUCACAGGCAGACCCCUGCCUGGGCCUGGGAGGAUAGACCCUCUUCCACAGGUUCCACUCAGUUCUACAACCCCUUGACCAUGCGGAUGCUGAGCAACACCCCUCCCACCUCAAUGGCCUGCGCUCCCCCCAGCAUACAGGCUCAGCCAGCCUCUCUCCAACAGAGCCUGCAGCAGAAUCGCAUGUGGGACCGCGAGCCUGCGCCUCUCCUCUCCGCACAGUACGAAACCCUGUCUGACAGUGACGACUGAGCCACUGGGAAAGCAUCAGGAAACUCCCCUUGGUCUGCUGAGCGGGAGGUAGGGAGGGAGGCGCGCUGACCAGGCCUGAGGAUUGGAAAGCGAGGGAGAUGACAGAACACAGAUUGAGCCAAACGGGAGCUCUUGAGCGCAAGCUUGAGGGAGAUCAGAAGCCAGUGGAAAGAACUGUUCUAGAAAAUGAAUGUAAAGGAAGAAAAAUAAAUAAAAAAGACUUGUUCCAGUUCUGUUUGUAAAGAAAACCUUAAUGUCUUUAAGUCAUUGUAUGUAAAUAGAGAGUACUUUUUUGCAGUGUUUUUUUUUUCCCGUUAUUGGAAAUCGGUGCAUUCAACAAGAGGCCUCAAAUUUGUUUCGGCACCCCAAAAGAGUACUUAAAAGACUUCAUGUAAUCGAAAUCACGUUUCAAGAAGCUCCCCCAGGACUCUUCAUGUGGAUAUUACAGGCCAUUCCAGCGCCACCUACUUGCCAAAAAGUAAAUCACAAUUCAUAUUGCAGCUUCAUUGAAAAUUCAAAAUGCAGUUUAAAUUAUUUAGCAACACUGUGGAAAUAAUAAUGCAUGGGUAUGUUAUGUUUCUUUUUUAUUAGAAAAGAGGAAAGGCUUGCCGCAUUGUUCUGCAAACUGGGCAUGAACUGUCCAAAGUGAAGAUUUAUAAGCUGAGUAAUUAUUGUUUGAAUUAGUUUUCAUUUAAGAAGCUGUCUCAUCUCCCAAGCCUAUACAUCUGUACUUUGAAACAGAAUGUAACCGUGAAAACAGCGGACAGGGUUUGAGAACUGAAGCUCUGGGUGCGUGUUUAAAAUUUCACUCCUGUGUUUCCUGAUCAAGUUCAAUAUAAAGCUUUGGCUUGUCCAUGUGGGCUAUUUUUGAAGUACCAAAGUAAGAGAAGCCGAUGGAAGUGUCGAAUGUUGUUUUGGGUGGAUUUGAUAUUGUACAGCAGGUGAUUCCUGUCUAAAAUAUUUCUGUAUAAUUAAACCGAUGCACGUUUGUUGCACUUUUUUGUUGCUUUACUUUUACGAAAAUAUAUACAGAUAAUGCUUGCCUCUAUGACAAGGUCGUCAAGUGUACUAUAAUUAUUGUGUUGCAUCAAAGCCCACCUGGACAUGCAUCUAAGCAAUUUCUCUUGCUACAAAUCCAUUGUUAAAUAUAGCUGCUAUAAAUAAUAGUAAGACGUGAUCAUAACCUGCAUCUCUGGUACAGUUCAGUGUAGUGCUGCUGCUUUAAUGCAUCCCUUGAUUGUCUCUUUGAAUUGUGGCAACUUAUUUUGUUUCAGGAGAAGUCACAUUUAUUAAAAUAUUGUUUUUCGAUACAGUUACUAGUACAAGAUGAUAAAAACCAAACUUAGCUUUCGGUAGUGAUUUGGUGUGCUUUGUUGUAUGGAAAAGCUAGACACACAUUCAUGUGCCUGCUGCCUGACUUUUUUGGUUUUUCUAAACCCCCAGAGCCGAUGUUCUGUAACCUCUAAUUCCCUUCUUGCUCUCAAUCUUACCCUGUGUUUUUAGCAGGGUGUUAAGUGUAAUGUUGUUUACAACAUAAAAAAAAAGCUUCUUUACAAAAGAGAAAUCUUAAAAUCAAUAAUUACAGUGAUCAUAAUACUCGGUGCAUUAAUACUCCGUCUUUGCUAAAUAUUUUAGUGGUUAAACUUGGGUACGUUAAAACCACAUGCAUCACAUGUUGAAAUUCAGUUUGUAUCGCACAGUUGUCUCUUUAGUUGUCAAUGACAAGAAUUCAGACCAAUCAAUAAAGUGGAUCAGUUCUCCACCUGG